Molecule: messenger RNA, 2244 nt
Organism: Rotaria sp. Silwood1
Lineage: Eukaryota; Metazoa; Rotifera; Eurotatoria; Philodinida; Philodinidae
Source: the annotation of a GenBank genome assembly
AUGGAAUUAUUACUUCAACAUCAUCAAUCUGUAAUUCAUCAACUUCGUAAAGCUGAACCAACAAGAUAUGUAAAAGAAUUAUUCAAUGAAAUUAUCUUAUUUUUAAAUAAUACAAUACAUAAUCAAACUGAUGGUUUUCAUAUUUUAUCUGUAGUUUGUUAUGAUAUGGCUGGAUUUACUAGUCUAAGUUUUUUUAAUGAUCCCGAAAUAAUGAAUCAUAAAUUUUUUAUUAUAAUUAGUAGAACAUUUCAAAUGUUAUUAACUAAAUUAACAUUUAUUUCUAUAACAAAAGAAGAUGAAGAAUGCAUAGAUGGAAUCAGUUUAUUAAUAAGUAAUUUAUGUUUAUAUAAAAAUAAAAUAUUAACAAAUUUUUAUAUUGAUAAUAAUGAAAAAUUAAAUUCGAAAAAUAGAAAUGAAUUUGAUUUAUUAUCGUAUGAAAAAAUAUUUUUUACAAGAACAUCUAUUAAAAAAUUUGCAAAAAUUUUAGAAAAUGAUAUAGCUAUUAAUAAUUAUCAUUCAUAUCAUUUUAAAUAUAAAAUUAUGGAUCGUUUACUUCGUGUUUUUAUAAAAUUAAACGAUAUUAAUACAACAUUAAUUCUUGAUUCUGUUAUGAAAUGUUUAGAAUCAAAAAUUUACACAAAUUUAUAUAAAAUUGUUGAUCUUCGUCAAUCAGUAUUAAGUCCACAACAAUUAUUUUUUAUGUAUACAUGUCCAAAAUUUAUUCGUCUAUGUAGUUACAAACGACAAGAUGAUAUAUCUAGUUCAUUAUCUAAAUUAAUAAUAAAAUAUCAUGUCGAAAUUUUUGAAAAAUAUUCAUCAAGUCUUAAUGUUGCAUUGCAAGAAUCUAAUCAUCACCGUAAUCACAAAAAUAAAACAACAAAAAAGAAAGAUGCAUCAAAUGCUUUAGAUUAUGAAUUUGCAUUUAAUCAAUCAAUUGCUUGGUAUAUCGAAUUAUUAAAUCAUAUUGCUUUAACACCGACAACAAGAGAAUAUUUUAUUAGAAAAUUUGAUACCACUAGAACGGUAGUAGAUCAAAUGAUUGAAAUAUUAAAAGAUAAAUCAUUAAUAGAACAUGUUAAUAAAAAUGUCGGAUUAUUUCAUCCUGAUGUUGCUCUCAUGUCUUAUUCAAUAACUUUGUUGUAUAAUUUAACAUUUGAAAAGAAAAUUUUUUAUGAUUUAAAAGAUAGAAAUGUUAUAAAUAGUUGUAAAAAAUUAUAUAAAGCACAAGAUGCAACAAUACAAUUUGCAGCUCGAACAUUAGCUGCAAUUUUAAAUCAAGAAGAUAUUGAUGAAAUAGAUAGUCCAUCGAAAGUGGCACGAUCUUAUGUAUAUUUUAUUGAAAAUACAAUUGAUGAUGUAACACUUACAUAUCAUGGAAUUAAAUUAGAUGGUGUGUUAACUAAUCUUGAAGCCAUUGUUCAGAAUGAUGAGGUUAAAGACGAAAUUAUUAAUGAUGAUGAUGGUAUACCAUUGUUAGCAAGAUGUGCAUAUGAACCAAAUCUAGAUGUUGAAACAAUUCAAUGUCCAGCUCUUCGAAUUAUUGAUGCUGUUUCAUUUGGACAGGAUGCAGCAUUGCAGCAGAUAAAAGAAAUUGAUUCUUUAAUGGAGCAUGUAAAAGAUUUAUGUCAAAAAAAUGAUAAAGAUCAAGGAAUAGUAGCUAAUCGUAUUCUUUGGAAAACAGAAGAAGAAAGUAAAUUUAUUUCAAAACAAGAACAAUUAAAAAAACAAAUUCAAAGAGAAAUAAAAAAAAAAUUCGAUGAAAAAAAAGCUAUUUAUCAAUAUGUUACAGGUGAUCAUCAUUUUGAUUUAGUCGAUCAUGAAAGAUCAGAAAAAUUUGAUCUUAUGAUUAGUUACCAUCAAGAUGAUAAAGAUAUUUGUUUUAAAAUUUAUAAUCGUUUAAUAGCAUCAGAUGCCUAUCGAAUUGCAUUUGAUAAAGAUAAUUUACAUAGUUCCAAUCCAAAAAUUAUGGCAGAAUCAAUUGAAAAAUCGUCUAUUAUUCUUAUAUGUUUUUCAGCUAAAUAUCGAAAUUCAUAUGCAUGUCGAUUAGAAGCUGAAUAUGCCAAGAAACGAGAUCGACCAAUUAUUCCAGUAAAAAUAGAUCAUCAAUAUGAUCUAACCGGAUGGUUAGAAGAAAUUACUAAGGAUGAAAACUGUAUUGACUUUACAAAAUAUGAAUUUAAUACUGUAUAUGGUCAAUUAAUUGAUGAAAUCAAUACAAUCAAUGAAAGAAUCAAUAAAAAAUAA